UCAGCGGGGUCAUGGCGGGCGUACAGAGAGCCACACGGCGUCCACGCCUCUGUUUUAUAAUCUGUGUCUCCACCAUUUUACUCCUCAUCCUCUGCAGCCAAGCUUUAAGAGACAGGCGGCAGGAAGAGAGGCGCCGGAGAGACAUCCUGGGCUCCACAGAGAUCCCAGCGGAGCACAUCGACCCGGCUGCCAUCGACCUCACUCCCCUGGUCAAUACUCUAAUAAACACCAGCCAAUCGGGCUCCCGGCAGCUCUUCUCCCUCCUCAGUGUGACGUCCUACAGCUCUCUGGCUCUCCACAAACUCACCCUGCUCGUCUACAACAUUUCUAGCAUUAAAAGUUUAGAAAGCAACACGUUCAGGAGAAGAUUCUGCUACUGUGUCACAAAUGAGACCAACGAUCUAACAGACUUUACGGCCAUCCUGUUGGAUGUGAUGGGAAACUCAACCAGUUACCUGCAUGAGCUCUUUAAAUCUGCCUCCAUCUUAUCGGUGAGCCAGAGGAACAACUCUGAGUGCAUUUACAUCUGUGUGAUGGCAGGUAAGAUGGGCAGAGCGGUGCCGGACCUGUGGGACGUCGGCUCCGUCACGCCGCUCUUCAACCAGACCAUUGUGGAAGGACCACACAGAGUAGGUAACAUCUCCUCCAUUAGACUUCCUGUUGAAUGGCACCAACUGCCCAACAAUCUGAGUCACAUCUCUCCAUCUGGGAUGAGCUCCAUGUUAACCAGCAGAGUCCAAUCCACCGCACAUGUUUCAUCAACAACUAUGGAUGAAACUGCUGCAACAACAGUAAAGAUCACUUCUGCCCAGCUGCUGGCAACAUCUCCGCAACCUGCAACUGCGAUGCCACAAAGUCAAACUACAGCGGACAGACUGGAGACGACGGCACACAGAGUGACAACACAAGCAGUGACGGCAGCAGCUAUGGAAAAAACAACUAUUGCACAACCAAUUACCUCAACGCAACCAAUCACCAUCCUGCAAGUCCCCAAUGCAUCUGUCACAACAGCUGCAGCUCCAACCACAGAAACGUCUUCAUCAACCACAGAAAUGGCUCCACCAACCACGGAAACAGCUCCACCAACCACGGAAACAGCUCCACCAACCACGGAAACAGCUCCACCAACCACGGAAACAGCUCCACCAACCACAGAAACAGCUCCACCAACCACAGAAACGGCUCCACCAACCACAGAAACGGCUCCACCAACCACAGAAACGGCUUCAUCAACCACAGAAACAACUCCAUCAACCACGGAAACAGCUCCAUCAACCACGGAAACAGCUCAACAAACCACAGAAACAACUUCCUUAACCACAGAAACUACAGAAAGAGUUCCACCAACCACAGGAACAGCUCGACAAACCAUAGAAACAACUCGAUCUUCCACAGAAACAACUCAACCUACCACAGUAACAGCUCCAUCAACCACAAAAAGGUCUCCUUCAACCACAGAAACAGCUCCAUCGACCACAGAAAGAGCUCCAUCAAUCACACUAACAGCUCCGUUAAUCACUCCGUUGAGUACAACCCAACUGACCACAGCGUUAACAAACCCCACCACGUCCUCACCAGUUAUUAGUCUGACCCGGUUAACCACAGCUACACACCAGCCAACAACAAAGACCCAGCGCAUGACUUCGACAGUUCACCCCACAAGACUUUCAACUGGGCGUCCCACAGCAGGACCUACGGAGGUUAGAAGGACUACGGGGUCUGUGAGCUGGAGAACCACCACACCCAGCAAGUCUGUGGAAACAGAAAAACCAGGUUGUCCAUGGAGACGGCCUGAGCUCGCCGACAUCCCGCUUUCCGGCGCCACGACGACCGUCGGCGCUCACAAGCUGCAGCCGUGCGUCCUCGAGCUCUGCAAGUUCUUCUCCCAGUGCCUCUGCAGACCCUCCGGCAACAAGACACGCAUGAAAAGAUACUGUGACGACAGCCACCUCUGGUAUGAAAAACACACGUUGGAGGUGUGUCGGCGGGUCCGGAGAGUCUCCUUCUCCAGAAAUCUGAAACAGAGAUGCCUGACAAAGAUGUGCAGCAAACUGUGACCCGAUUGGAGGCAGAGGAGAAACAAAAGAGCCCUUCAUCAUCACGGGAAGUGACUCCAAACUACAGCUGAGUACACUUCUGGAACAUCUGGAGGAUGUAUGGGAACAGAGUCUGGAUGGAAAUCGGAAUCAAGUUU
Molecule: messenger RNA, 2194 nt
Organism: Sander lucioperca (pikeperch)
Lineage: Eukaryota; Metazoa; Chordata; Actinopteri; Perciformes; Percidae
Product: HERV-H LTR-associating protein 1
Exons: 14
Coding region: 12-2057 (681 amino acids)
Source: RefSeq, a predicted model, not a curated record